AGAGAGUGACGCUGAUUCCAACUCCCUUCAGGAAAUGGAGAGCUGAUCGUUGUGGAGACUGCAGAGAUCGUUUCACGGCCAAAAGCCAGAAUGCUCGGCAAAAGGAACUCCAGAGACAGGCGUUCUCCAGAUGCGGUGAAGCCCAUGAGGCGUCCUCUCAACAAGUACCCCUUCGCCACCGCCGUGCUUUGGUCGGCCACGCCCCUCUUCUUGGGCUACGACCUCGCCGUCGUCUACAACACGGUCGUCAGGGCGCAGGCCGACCUGAAGCUGCUGGCGUGCACCGUCGCGCUCUCCUCUAGCCUCGGCGCGGUCGCGGCCGUGGGAGCGCAGCGCCUCAUCGGAGGCCGCCAGGCCGCGCUCCUGUCGGGCGCCGUGCUCUGCGCCGGCGCGAUCGCCCGGGGCCUCGCCACCGGCUCCGCGGCGGCGUUCACGGCCGGCGUCUUCGUCAACGGCGUCGGGAUGGGCCUGGCGCUCGUGGCCGUCCCAGCCUACGCCGCGGAGCUCGGCCCGUCCUCUGCGCGCCGCGCGCUCGCCGCGCACCCCGACGGACUCGUGUACCUCGGCUGCAUCCUGGGGUCGGUCGUCUACUCCAUGCGGCUCGUGAGGGUUCCUGCCCACCACGCGUGCUGGCUGACAGUUGCCACUGGUAUAGCCGUUCCGGCGUUGCUCAGCGCCGUCGUCCUCUUCAUGCCCGACGCGCCCCGUUGGCGCGUGUCCAGGGACCGGGAAAGCAAGGCCCGGCGUAUGUUGAGCAGAACAUCGGCGACACUGGAGGAGGCUGAGCUCCGUCUGGUCGAGAUAAAAGUCGAGUGCGGCGGACUGCUGCAGGACGGCUCCGACGAGCCGCUGGCGGUGUCCAAGCGGGCCCUGUGGUGGAGGGAGGAGAUUGAAACAUUGAGAGAGCUCCUGGUGUGCCCCACGGAGCCUCUUCGCCGCGCUGUCCUCACCGCGCUCGUCGCCAAGGUCUUCCAGCAGGUGUCCAGCAUCGGGUCCAUUCUCCAGUACGUGCAGCGCGCCUUCCGCGACUCGUCCAGGGGGGCGCUGGUGGUGUUCGUGUUUGUGAUGUCCUACCCUAUGUCGCUCGUGCUCGUGGAGCUCGGCUGGCUCCUGGUGACGGCGCUCGCCCGCAGCUGCCGCCUGGGCAGGCGCGUGCCGACGGGCGGCGUGACCCGGCGGCAGGAGCAGCUGAAGUGGGUGAGGGGCCUGUCCGCGACAAUGCUUCUCUCGCUGAUGGCUCUGGUGUGGAUCGCGCUCGGCCCAGCGCCGUGGGCGGGCGCGUCGUCACGCGGCUGCCUGCGGUGGCUGCGGGCAACGGUGGCGGUGGUGAAAAAGUCUGUCAUCUCGGCGAUCUAGUAUCUUGUUUCCGAA
Messenger RNA from Zea mays, 1371 nucleotides. RefSeq lists its product as uncharacterized. Gene Ontology annotation, biological process: transmembrane transport. NCBI's taxonomy places the organism in Eukaryota, Viridiplantae, Streptophyta, Magnoliopsida, Poales, Poaceae. The record is from RefSeq and is marked provisional. Gene Ontology annotation, molecular function: carbohydrate transmembrane transporter activity. Gene Ontology annotation, cellular component: membrane.